Messenger RNA from Harpia harpyja (harpy eagle), 1378 nucleotides. RefSeq names its product proto-oncogene Mas-like. Gene Ontology annotation, molecular function: G protein-coupled receptor activity. The transcript is spliced from 2 exons. The record is from RefSeq and is a predicted model, not a curated record. Bases 149 to 1105 code for a protein of 318 amino acids. Gene Ontology annotation, biological process: G protein-coupled receptor signaling pathway. NCBI's taxonomy places the organism in Eukaryota, Metazoa, Chordata, Aves, Accipitriformes, Accipitridae. Gene Ontology annotation, cellular component: membrane.
ACUACAGUAUGACACAAGGAUUUUAUCUGGACCUUAUGUCACAGAAUUCAGGUGACAAUUUUACCCAGCAGAUCCGUACCAGCCAGCUGCUGCAAAUCAGUCACUGAAAUUCCAAGGAACCCACAAAAAGGUCUGUCUGAAAUCACUUAUGAGUACUUCAACUACAUCAAUCUUCCUCCCAACUGCAACCAGCCAGGCUCAUGGGACUAAUCAGAGUGUGGCUGUGGAAAAGACGGCGGCAUCGUAUGCUGUCCUCAAGUUCAUGGAGAGCUUCUGCCUCAUCAGCGCUGUCUGCGGGAUGGUGGGAAACGGCAUGGUCCUGUGGUACCUCGGCUUUCGCAUCCGGAGGAACCACUUCACUGUCUACAUCCUCAACCUGGCCGCUGCCGACUUCGGCUAUCUCCUCUGCAUCGCCGUUGAGACAGUUCAGUACCUGAUGCAGUUCAAUGUGGGGGUGCAGUUUGGGCUGUUCCUCUUCCUGGAUCUUUUCAUGUACGGGACCGGCUUGUAUCUCCUGACCGCUAUCAGCAUCGAGAGGUGCCUCUCUGUCCUUUGUCCCAUCUGGUGCCGAAGCCACCGCCCCAAGCACUUGUCCGGCGCCGUCUCCAGCUUGCUCUGGGGUCUCUCCCUGCUGCUGAACACGCUCGGCUACGUUUUGUGUACCGUUCGCCGCUCUGCCGGGAGCUGCCGGCUCCUGCUCAUCGCCAUCGGAGCCUUGGACUUCCUCUUCUGCACGCCCCUCAUGCUGUUCUUCAGCCUGACCCUCUUCCUUAGAGUCAAGUGCAGCUCCCAAAAACUCCAGACGGGCAGGCUCUUCACCGUCAUCAUGCUCACCAUCCUCUUCUUCCUCAUUUUCGCCGUGCCUCUGGGCGUCCUGAUCUUCUUUGACUUCUUGGGUUACAAGUUCCUCUACUCCCCGGAGAUCGGCUUUGUGCUGUCCUGCGUGAACAGCAGCCUCAACCCCGUCAUUUACUUCCUUGUGGGGAGCUACAGGGAUCGGAGAAUCAAGUUCACCCUCAGGCUGGCAUUCCAGAGGGCCUUUGAAGAUUCAGCAGAUGACAAAGAAGAACGGGAAACCCGUGACACAAUAACUAUGUCCUCCUAAUACCCUGCUGUGCCUAACACAGUAAUGCUGGUCUGGAACUGAGGGCUGAUAGUUUACCGAAUCGAAGAACUCUGAGGUAUUGGGGAAGGCUUUUCUCUCGUAACUUUCAGUAUCUUCACUGUAGAUCUCUACUCUUCACCUAGUUAUUUUAAGCUCCAUCUGUGGUCAGUGAAAACAUGCACCUGGAUCACAGAAUUUAUCUGACGUGUAUUAGGACCACACUGAAAGUGCCUAUUUCUUUUCAGUGGCCAUUAAAUGAUUUCAAUAUGAUAA